AUGUAUAAUGUGUUUUCGGUUCUAGCCACAGUGGAGGAAGUAAGUCAGUGGGAGUUUUCUUUGGCUUUGUCUGAUACUGAAGCAAAGGCUCUUCUCAAAUGGAAAGCCAGCUUAUUUCAAAAUAAAGCCCUCAAUAUUCUCAACUGGUACCCUCCCCCUCAUAAUGCCAACAAUUCUUCCACCAAUCCAAAAGCAAAUACAAUCCCGUGCACUUGGACUGGUGUUUCAUGCAAUACAGCUGGAAGUGUCAACAAGAUAAACCUUUCCACUUGUGGUAUUCAAGUUACCUCUCCAAACUCGACUAUCUUGAUCUCUCUCUCAAUCAAUUGUCCGGGAGCUGAUACUGAAGCAAAGGCUCUUCUCAAAUGGAAAGCCAGCUUAUUUCAAAAUAAAGCCCUCAAUAUUCUCAACUGGUACCCUCCCGCUCAUAAUGCCAACAAUUCUUCCACCAAUCCAAAAGCAAAUACAAUCCCGUGCACUUGGACCGGUGUUUCAUGCAACACAGCUGGAAGUGUCAACAAGAUAAACCUUUCCACUUGUGGUAUUCAAGGUACGCUACAUGAAUUUUCAUUCUUGUCCUUCCCUAAUCUUGAAUAUCUUGACCUCCAGAUGAAUAAACUCUCUGAUGUCAUCCCACCUCAAAUCAGUUACCUCUCCAAACUCGACUAUCUUGAUCUCUCUCUCAAUCAAUUGUCCGGGAGAAUCCCACCAGAAAUCGGUCUCCUAAGAAAUCUUACCCUUCUCGAUCUCCAUGAAAAUAAAUUUUUUGGGGACAUUCCCAAGGAAAUAGGCAACAUGAAAUCUAUUGUGAAAUUAUAUUUGUAUAAGAAUAAACUCAACGGUUCAAUUCCAAGAUCAUUAUGCAAUCUAACAAGACUUACCUAUCUUUACCUCUAUAAGAAUCAGCUUGCUGGUUCUAUUCCCAAUGAGAUAGGUAAUUUAAAGUCUCUAGUAGAUCUACAGUUGUCCUCCAACACUUUAAGUGGUUACAUCCCUCCAAAUAUUGGUAACUUACAAAAAUUAAACACUUUGUACUUGCAUACCAAUAAACUCUCGGGCUAUAUUCCUAAAGAGAUAGGGAACUUGAAAUCUCUUAUGGAUCUUAAUUUGGGUGAUAAUCAAUUCAGAGGCUCAAUUCCAAGAUUUUUAGCAAAUAUCUCAACCCUUACCUAUCUUUAUCUCUUUGGUAGUCAACUUUCUGGCAUUAUUCCCAAUGAGAUAGGUAAUUUGAAGUCUCUUGUAGAUCUACAGUUGUCUUCUAACACUUUAAGUGGUCCCAUCCCUCUAAGUAUUGGUAACUUAAAAAAAUUAAACACUUUGUACUUACAUGACAAUAAACUUUCUGGUUUGAUUCCAAGAGAGAUAGGGAACAUUAAAUCUCUUGUGAACUUAGGAUUGAGUGGCAAUCAACUGCAUGGUUCAAUUCCUACUUCAUUUGGUAACCUGACCAACUUGGAAAUCUUACAUCUACGAGAUAACCAACUUUCCGGCUCCAUUCCCCAAGAGUUAGAGAAUCUCAAGAAUUUGACUCAAUUGCACUUGGAUACAAACCAAUUGUCUGGUUAUUUGCCCCCAAAUAUUUGCCAAGGUGGAAAGCUCACAAACUUUUCAGUAUUCAAAAACUAUUUGACUGGACCAAUCCCUAAAAGCUUGAAAAAUUGCACGAGCUUAAUAAGAGUCCGUCUUGAUCAGAACCAAUUGACAGGAAAUAUAUCUGAAGGCUUUGGUGUUUAUCCGAAUCUUGAUUUUAUGAAUAUAAGCAACAACAACUUGUAUGGAGAAAUCUCACACAACUGGGGACAAUGCCCAAAGUUGACAACCCUACUAAUGGCAGGAAACAACCUUACUGGUAGCAUCCCACCUGAGAUAGGAAACGCAACCCAAAUUCAUGUGCUCGACCUUUCUUCAAAUCAUUUAGUUGGGUUGAUCCCAAAAGAAUUCGAGAAGUUGUCUUCAUUGGUGAGGUUGAUAUUGAAUGGAAAUCAACUUUCGGGUCGUAUACCGUCAGAAUUUGGAUCAUUAAGUGAUCUUGAAUAUCUUGACUUGUCAACCAACAAAUUCAAUGAGUCAAUUCCGAGCGUUAUAGGUGACUUGUUCAGAUUGCACUACUUAAAUUUGAGCAACAACAAGUUGGCUCAAACAAUUCCAUUUAAGUUAGGGAAGUUAUUUCAAUUGAAUGACCUGGAUUUAAGUCAUAAUCCCACAACAAGCUUUCGGGUUCCAUACCAUCAAGUUUCGAAGAGAUGCACGGCUUGUCGUACAUGGACAUAUCCUACAAUCACUUGGAAGGUCCCCUUCCCAACAUCAGUGCAUUUCGAGAAGCUUUGCCAGAAGGAUUAA
Molecule: messenger RNA, 2340 nt
Organism: Prunus avium (sweet cherry)
Lineage: Eukaryota; Viridiplantae; Streptophyta; Magnoliopsida; Rosales; Rosaceae
Source: RefSeq, a predicted model, not a curated record